Penicillium nucicola is the source of this 864-nucleotide messenger RNA. Its product is annotated as inositol monophosphatase family protein. The transcript has 2 exons. NCBI's taxonomy places the organism in Eukaryota, Fungi, Ascomycota, Eurotiomycetes, Eurotiales, Aspergillaceae. Gene Ontology annotation, molecular function: inositol monophosphate 1-phosphatase activity. The record is from RefSeq and is a predicted model, not a curated record. Bases 1 to 864 code for a protein of 287 amino acids. Gene Ontology annotation, biological process: signal transduction; inositol metabolic process; phosphatidylinositol phosphate biosynthetic process.
AUGGAGCCCAACCUCACCGAAAUCCACGACUAUCUCAUCGAGCUCGCCUUCAAAGCCGGCGACAUAAUCAACAAUGCCCUCCCAGAAACCAGCAGCACAGGAGCCAAAAAGAACAACCUCGUAACCGAAUAUGACCGCGCAGUCGAAACAAUGAUCUCAACCUCCCUCCGCGCCAAAUUCCCCGAGUACCUCUUCCACGGCGAAGAAACCUACGACCCAGCCAAACCCCUCACAGACGCCCCAACCUUCAUCGUAGACCCAAUAGACGGCACAAUCAACUUCAUCCACAGCUUCCCCUUUGCCUGCGUCUCUCUCGGCUUCGCCGUGAACCGCGUCCCCGUCGUGGGCGUCGUGUAUAACCCCUCCACGAAGACGCUCUACUCGGCCAUCAAGGGGCAGGGAGCGUUCGUGAACCGUUCGACGAGGUUGCCGCUGCGUGGGGAGAAUGUUGAGCCCCUGUCGGGGCUGUCGAAUGCGCUGGUGGCGAUUGAGUGGGGGUCGGAUCGGAGUGGGCGGAACUUUGAGACGAAGGUGAGGACGUUUGAGAUGCUGGGACGGGCCAAGGCCGAUGGCGGGGCUAUGGUGCGGUCGUUUAGGAGCUUGGGGUCGGCGGCUUUGAAUCUGUGUGCUGUUGCGGAGGGGACGGUGGAUUUGUAUUGGGAGGGGGGCUGUUGGGCGUGGGAUGUUUGUGCUGGUUGGGUGAUUUUGAAUGAGGCUGGGGGGCGCAUGGUGGGUGGAAAUCAAGGGGAGUGGGAGGCUACGCUGGAUGGGAGGAAAUAUCUUGCUGUUCGGGGUUCGCCCGGGGGUCAGGAGGAGCUUGUCAAGGAGUUUUGGGGGUAUAUUCAGGGCGAGAUGGUCUAUUGA